This is a messenger RNA of Punica granatum (pomegranate), 3192 nucleotides long. Lineage: Eukaryota; Viridiplantae; Streptophyta; Magnoliopsida; Myrtales; Lythraceae. The record is from RefSeq and is a predicted model, not a curated record.
AUGUCCGGCGGCGGCCGAGCUAUAGCCGUUCUCAACGUGGCGGAGAAGCCAUCGGUGGCGAAGUCAGUCGCCACCAUCCUGUCGAGGAACCAAGGGUUGCGAGUCCGAGAAGGCCGCUCCCGCUACAACAAGAUAUUCGAGUUCGAUUACAACAUCAGGGGGCAGCCCUGUCGCAUGCUGGUGACUUCCGUUACCGGCCACAUGAUGGAGCUCGAGUUCGAAGAGCGCUACCGGAAGUGGCACUCCUGCGACCCCGCCGAUCUCUAUCGAGCUCCCGUUCGGAAAUUCGUUCCCCAGGACAAGCUAGAUAUAAAGAGGACACUGGAAGAGGAAGCUAGGAGGUGCCAGUGGCUUGUGCUGUGGCUCGACUGCGACAGGGAAGGGGAGAACAUCGCAUUUGAAGUUAUUGAUAUAUGCACUGCAGUUAACCACCGUCUUACCAUCAAAAGGGCUCGCUUCUCUGCACUCAUUGAGAGGGAGAUUCAUGCCUCGGUGCAGAAUCUUGUCAAUCCCAAUAAACGGUUUGCUGAAGCUGUGGAUGCUAGACAAGAAAUUGAUCUGCGUAUUGGUGCUUCCUUCACCAGAUUUCAGACAAUGCUUUUAAGAGAUGCAUUUGUUAUUGAUUCUGCCACAGAUGACAGAAACCUUGUCCUAAGUUAUGGUCCCUGCCAAUUUCCCACCCUAGGUUUUAUUGUUGAACGCUUUUGGGAGAUCCAAGCACAUGAGCCUGAAGAGUUUUGGACAAUUAACUGCUCUCACAGAUCUGAAGAAGGUCUUGCUACCUUCAAUUGGACGCGUGGACAUCUAUUUGACUACACUUGUGCGGUUAUAUUAUAUGAGAUGUGUGUUGAGGAGCCGUCUGCGACAGUUACUAAAGUUAGACAGCAGGAGAAACACAAGUAUCCUCCACAUCCCUUGAACACAAUUGAGCUAGAAAAACGGGCAUCUCGUUAUUUUAGGAUGAGUUCUGAGCACACUAUGAAGGUGGCUGAGGAACUGUAUCAAGCUGGUUUUAUUAGUUAUCCUCGCACAGAAACUGACAACUUCUCUUCAGGAACUAAUUUGCAUGCGAUAGUUCAAGAGCAACUGGAGCAUCCGGUAUGGGGGCCUUAUGCACAACGAUUAUUAGAACCUGGUUCAGGACUUUGGAGAAACCCCAGCAACGGUGGCCAUGAUGAUAAGGCUCAUCCACCCAUUCAUCCAACAAAGUUUUCUGCUGGAGAGAAUAAUUGGAGCCAAGAUCAUCAUAAAUUGUAUGAACUGGUGGUUCGCCAUUUUCUAGCGUGUGUUUCCCAACCAGCUGUUGGAGCAGAAACUACAGUUGAAAUUGAUAUUGCUGGCGAACAAUUUGCUGCAUCAGGAAGAGUGAUUAUAGCUAAAAAUUAUUUAGAUGUUUAUCGAUUUGAAUCUUGGGGAGGUUCAGUGAUUCCAACAUAUUUGCCGGGCCAGCAGUUUGUACCCACCACACUCACUCUUGAUUCUGGAGUUACUAGGCCUCCACCACUUCUGAGUGAGGCUGAUUUGCUGAAUUGCAUGGACAAGGCAGGCAUUGGCACAGAUGCGACAAUGCAUGAUCAUAUCAAGAAACUGCUCGAUCGCUUUUAUGCAACCAAGGACCACAACACUCGCUUCUCUCCAACUAAUCUUGGCGAAGCCCUAGUUAUGGGAUACGAUGACAUGGGUUACAAAUUAUGGAAACCGAACCUAAGAUCAAUGAUGGAGUUUGACAUGAGAGCAGUUAGCGAGGGUUCUAAGAGCAAGGCUGAAGUUCUGGAAACAUGCCUUCAGCAGAUGAAAGCGUGCUUUCUAGAUGCCAAGUUGAAUAAAGAAAAACUUUUUGAAGCCAUGGCUGUGUUCUUUGAGAGAUCCAAUAGACCUGUUAGAGAUGAUCAGCAUGCGACUGUAGAAGUUGUUAGGUUGUGCCAACUUUGUAAGCAGUCCAAUAUGGUGCUUAAGCAAAGCAGAGAUGGUAAUUUCAUGGUCAGUUGUCUGGGCUAUCCGUUGUGUAGAAAUGUUGUUUGGCUUCCUGGGUCGUUGUCAGAGGCAGCUGUGACCACUAAUGUAUGCCAAUCCUGCACCCCACCCCCUGUCCACAUGAUUCAGUUUAAGUUUCGUCGGCUUGAAAUUCCACCAAACUACAAUGUUGACCACCUAGGUUGCAUCGGUGGGUGCGAUGACAUUCUCCGGCAGUUGAUAGAAAUUUGUGGAACUGGGUCUCGGAUGCCAGCAAGAGGGCAAGGGUCCACACCAUUGCCAAGUGCCGCCCAAAGAAGUACCACUAGGACACAAGUGUGCACAAACUGCAGGCAGAUAGGGCAUUCUGUUGGCGAUUGCCCCUCACAGGUUUCGGGCACAUCAAAUUCUCGGACUCGCAGAACGACCCCACAAAAUGGUGAAACUUCAAUUCCAUGCAGCACAUGUGGAGCAUUAUGUGCUUUAAGAACUGCGAAUACUGCCACUAACAGAGGGAGAAAAUUUUACUCUUGUCAAUCACCGGAAUGCAACUUCUUCGUAUGGGAAGAUAACCUUGACAGUGCAACUGGAGGAAGACGAAAUUCCAGUGGCACAUCGGGCCGAGGCAGGGGUUCCCACGGCGGGACCCGUGGCAGGGGUUCCCAUGCCGGGAGCCAUGGUAGUACUUUCGUUUCUGUGACUGGUGAUGCCAUUACUGGGAGGUGUUAUGCCUGUGGAGACCCCUCCCAUUUUGCAAAUGCAUGCCCGAAUCGUAAUGCCUGAUGACUCACACAACAAAAUCAUGGUUGCUUAUCUUCUCUCCUGGCGUCGCCAAACACUGGAGGUGGUGCUAAACUUCUUGGUGUCUUCAGUCCGAGUGCAGCGACAUCCCAUGAGACCUUUCUUUGCACCAAAGUCAAGCUGAUUUAUCCGAACUUCAAUCCCAAUGAAAGAAUAUCAGUAAAGCACCUAUUAAAGCUUUCAUUAGACAGUUUCCUCUGUAUCUUCAGACUGUCUUUAGAGUUCUUCCGAAGAGUGGAAGCUCAGGCGAAGGAUAAGCAACUGCGACGUGCUGCAGUUCUGUAAUUUCAUGUUUGGUGAGAUGUACAUGAAAUAUAAUCGUAUUGAACCGAACUGGAUCAUAUGAUCCAAUUUCAUAUUGUAAACCCUUUUCAUUUUCGAACUAAGCAUGACAUAGUUAGGGGAGGGCGCCAGUGCUCUCUCCGUCCUGUUUUCUGA